AUGAGGCCCCAAACAGCAAACACAUUCGCCGCCACUGCGCGAUGGAGCAUACAACCCGCCGCUGCUACGCCUGCAAGCGCAUAUGGAAGAGCUGCAGCGUAUAGACGGAUAUCGACACUGCCAAGAGCUUCGCAAGUCCCCUCCGCACGCACCUCACUCCCACCCACACCCACACUUUCCUCUCAACGCUUCCUCCGCAGCGAGUUCUUGCCCCAAGAUGUUCUCUUCCGCACGUCAUCCGCAUACGCCCGCCACUUCUCUUCUCGCCCCGCACUGUACGAGCAAGCACAAAAGCAAAAACCUGUAAAGGACGAGGAGCCCCAGUCCACCAAGUCUACAGACUCUGAGGCCAACACAGCAGAGCAGGCUGCAGGCGACCAGGCAAGGAAAGAGGGCGAGGAAGCCAAAGAGAAGAAGGACGGAGAGGAGGAAUCUGGUGAACAGAAAGAGGGCGAGGAGGGCCAGAAAAAAAAGGAGGACGCGCCUCCACCUCCACCCCACGGUGACAAGACACCAUGGCAAGUCUUCACCGAGACCUUGAAGCAGGAGUUCCAGGCCUCCAAGGACUGGAAUGAGGGUACAAAGCAGUUGGGUGGUGCACUACACGACUUCCAGCAGAAUCCUAAUGUUCAGAAAGCUGGACAGAUUUCUGAAGCUGCCAAGACAAAGACAACAGAGGCAUUGAAGGCCACAGCAUCAGCUGUCGGUCACGGUGCGGCGUGGACAUGGGACACCAUGCCGGUCAAGGGCGUUCGCGCUGCUGCUAGGGUUACCGGAAGUGGCCUCGAAUACGCAACCCGACCAGUGCGACAAACCAAGGCCUUCCAGGCUGUGAAGGAGACCAUUGAUGAUGGUAGCUCGUCAAGAUACGGUGGAUGGGUCGAGAAGGAGGAGCGUAGGAAGAGGCGUGAGCUGCGCGAACUCAACGAACUCCAGAGAACAGGUGGUAGGACCUUGGGGCCAAUGGAAGAAGACCCAAACGCUGGUACCAAUGUCACUCUGCACAAGGACGCCAAGUACAAGGAAGUCUGGAGAGAGUGGAAGGACAACUCAAAGCUCGCCCAGGGCUUCUUCGGCAUGAAGACCGUCUACAGGGAGUCCGAAAACCCCCUCAUCGAGACUGCCCGCAGUAUCACCGACCGCAUCACUGGCUUCUUCGCCGAGAAUGAGACGGCCAUGGUCAUUAAGAGAUUCAGGGAAAUGGACCCCAACUUCCAAAUGGAACCUUUCCUGACCGAGAUGCGCGAAUACAUCCUCCCAGAAGUCUUGGACGCAUACGUCAAGGGCGAUAUCGCAGUCCUGAAAGAGUGGUUGUCAGCAGCACAAUACUCAGUCUACGCAGCGCUGAUGCAACAAUACCAAGCCGCAGGUCUGAAGUCUGACGGAAAGAUUGUCGAUAUCCGUGGUGUUGAUGUCCUGAACGCGAAACUGCUAGAGCCAGGAGAGAUCCCAGUCUUCAUCCUUACCUGCAGAACACAAGAAGUGCACGUAUACCGCAACGCCAAGUCUGGUGAACUCGCAUCCGGCAUGGAUGACAAGGUCCAACAAGUCACAUACGCUAUUGGUGUCACCAGGAUACCAGAAGACGUGAACAACCCCGAAACACGAGGAUGGAGAUUGAUCGAGCUGCAGAAGAGUGCUAGGGAUUACUACUGA
Messenger RNA from Alternaria alternata, 1656 nucleotides. RefSeq names its product Tim44-domain-containing protein. The transcript is spliced from 2 exons. The coding region runs from base 1 to 1656 and encodes 551 amino acids. Gene Ontology annotation, cellular component: mitochondrial inner membrane. Lineage: Eukaryota; Fungi; Ascomycota; Dothideomycetes; Pleosporales; Pleosporaceae. The record is from RefSeq and is a predicted model, not a curated record. Gene Ontology annotation, molecular function: protein-folding chaperone binding. Gene Ontology annotation, biological process: protein import into mitochondrial matrix.